Messenger RNA from Aspergillus udagawae, 1158 nucleotides. Its product is annotated as putative transporter. The transcript has 2 exons. Gene Ontology annotation, molecular function: amino acid transmembrane transporter activity. The coding region runs from base 1 to 1158 and encodes 385 amino acids. The record is from RefSeq and is a predicted model, not a curated record. NCBI's taxonomy places the organism in Eukaryota, Fungi, Ascomycota, Eurotiomycetes, Eurotiales, Aspergillaceae. Gene Ontology annotation, biological process: amino acid transmembrane transport. Gene Ontology annotation, cellular component: vacuolar membrane.
AUGCAGGAGCAACCAUUGUCGACCGCUGAGAAUCAUGGUGACUCAUGCGGCAAUGACCAGCAGUCAUAUGAGGGGAGGAAUUUCGAUUCCGAUGCCUACAGCCAAGCCAGCUCAACGAGCUACGAUGGCCGUCCGAUCAAUGACUACGAUUUGCAGAGACAAAGGUCGUCUUCGUUCUCUGCGCGCUUCAGAUUUGCGGGCGGCCCCAACAGCAUUGAUCAUUUUGCUCGCUCAUGGCAACGAGCCGCUUGUUUCCCCGAAGUUAUCCCUCGACGUUCGUCGUUCGCGGCAGCUAGACCGGAUGAAGAAUGGGCUUCGGGGUGGAAUGAGGAUCUUGCAUCGCGAAGCUCUUUAUCAGCCAGGCAGGAGGCUGAUUAUACACGGCCAUUGCUGCAUGGUGACGAGGAAGGAGACGGAGGUAACACUGAUCACUCAAAAAGGGGGUUUCCAAGUACCGCUAUCCUUAGCUCGUCAUUGGACAGGAGCCUGGGGACAUCUUACGGUACAAUCUCAUCCAGGGUCAGUGAGGCGACUCGAAGAAACGCAAUACAAUUUCAUAGGGAACAAGUGGCACAUCGGAACGCAACUGUAGUUCCCGAUGGUGAGCCUCUCCUUGUCAAACAAAUCCAGCACGAUGAUGGAACGCGAGAGAGUGUCAUUGUUGGCCAGUCUACUGUGCCGCAAACGGUUUUCAAUUCGGUCAAUGUCUUGAUUGGAGUCGGUCUAUUGUCGUUGCCUCUGGCGAUGAAAUACGCUGGGUGGCUCCUGGGGUUAUCGUUCCUCCUCUUCGCUGCUGUGACGACUUCGUACACUGCCAAGAUCCUGGCUAAAUGCUUAGACGUUGACCGAAGUCUCGUGACAUAUGCAGAUGUAGCCUACAUCAGCUUUGGGCAUCAUGCACGGAUUGUGACGAGUCUUUUGUUCUGUCUGGAGCUGAUAGGGGCUUGCGUCGCCCUAGUUGUGCUUUUCGCCGACAGUCUUAAUGCUCUGAUACCCGGUCUGAGCAUCCUACAAUGGAAAAUAAUUUGCGGGUUUAUGCUUAUGCCGCUCAACUUCGUUCCCUUGCGGCUACUAAGUGUCACGAGUAUAUUAGGCAUCCUGUCUUGUACUUCCAGUGUGUCAUUCCUGCCUCUGAACGGUGCUCGCACGAUGGACUAA